Messenger RNA from Candida albicans SC5314, 1533 nucleotides. Its product is annotated as aspartate/glutamate transporter. The transcript has a single exon. The coding region runs from base 1 to 1533 and encodes 510 amino acids. Gene Ontology annotation, biological process: amino acid transmembrane transport. Gene Ontology annotation, molecular function: L-serine transmembrane transporter activity; L-histidine transmembrane transporter activity; L-lysine transmembrane transporter activity. The record is from RefSeq and is a predicted model, not a curated record. Lineage: Eukaryota; Fungi; Ascomycota; Pichiomycetes; Serinales; Debaryomycetaceae. Gene Ontology annotation, cellular component: fungal-type vacuole membrane.
AUGGGACGUGCUACGAUAAAAUCUGGAUCAAUCAAUUUAUUAAACACCAUAAUUGGUGCUGGUAUACUUGCCAUGCCAUAUGGAUUGAAAAAUAAUGGAUUAUUAUUUGGUUGUAUAUUAAUUAUAUGGUCAUCAUUAACUUCAUCAAUGGGACUUUAUUUACAAAAUAAAGUGGCUAAAUAUACUGGUCAACGAGGUUCAGUAUCAUAUUUUAGUUUAUCACAAUUGACAUAUCCAAAUUUAAGUAUAUUAUUUGAUAGUGCUAUUCUGAUUAAAUGUUUUGGGGUUGGAGUUAGUUAUCUUGUUGUUAUUGGUGAUUUAAUGCCCAAAAUUGUUGAAAGUCUUGUUGGUGGUGGUAAUAUUAACCUGGAUUCAUUAUUAAUGGCACGUAAUUUUUGGAUCACUAUAUUUAUGAUUGUUAUUGUUACUCCUUUAUCAUAUUUGAAAAAAUUGGAUUCUUUGAAAUAUACUAGUAUAUUGGCAUUAUUUUCUGUUGGUUAUUUAAUUUGUCUUGUUGUUGCCCAUUAUUUUACAACCCCCACCACAUCACCAUCAGGAGGAGGAGGAGGAGACGACGACGACAUAGUUUAUCAUUAUAUUGGACCAAUAUCUUUAAAGUCAACAUUAAGUUCAUUCCCAAUAUUUGUUUUCGCUUAUACUUGUCAUCAAAAUAUGUUUGCCAUAAUAAAUGAAUUAAAACCAAGUGAUACCGAUGGUUCACAAACUAGACAAUCAAAUUUAAUCAUUCGUAAUGCAAUCUCAAUUGCUUGUUUAUCUUAUUUAAUCGUUGGUAUAUUUGGUUAUUUAACAUUUGGUAAUUCCGUAAAUGCCAAUAUUAUCACUAUGUAUCCUCAUAAUUCAAUUUCUUCAUUGAUUGGAAGAUUAUGUAUUGUGGUUAUGGUAAGUUUAUCAUUCCCUUUACAAUGUCAUCCUUGUCGUGGUUCAAUUAAUCAUGUGAUACAUUUUUGCACCCAUGGAGUACAACAAUCCAAGUUUAGAUCCACCACCACCACCAACAACAACAACAAUGGCGAUCAACAUGGAUAUACUUCUUUGAGUUCUGAUAUUGAAAGUUUACAAAGUAUUGGUGGUAAUGAUACAACUGCGGGUAGUAUUGGUAGUAUUGGUGGUGGUGAUAGUGUUGUUGGUGAUGCUGAUGAAUCAUUUAUAUCUACUACCCCAGUAGAAGGAGCUCAAGAUACUGAUGGUCAUGAUCCAAUCAUUGUCCCCAUGACCACGAAAAAAUUUUAUAUAAUCACCACUGUGAUUGUAGUAUUAUCUUAUCUUGUGGCAAUUUCUGUGACUUCAUUAGCUCAUGUUUUGGCAUUUGUUGGUUCCACUGGUUCAACAUCAAUUUCAUUUAUAUUACCUGGGUUAUUUGGAUAUUUAUUAAUUAAACCUAUCGAAGGUAAUACUUCAUUAAAUAAUUUAGAAAAAUUUUGUAAAUAUGGUGGAUUAUUUUUAGCAAUUUGGGGGAUUUUAGUUAUGAUCGUUUGUUUAAGUGCUACAAUCUUUUUAGGUGCUACUCAUUAA